This is a messenger RNA of Gigantopelta aegis, 6423 nucleotides long. Its product is annotated as mucin-2-like. The coding region runs from base 1 to 6423 and encodes 2140 amino acids. The transcript has 3 exons. Lineage: Eukaryota; Metazoa; Mollusca; Gastropoda; Neomphalida; Peltospiridae. The record is from RefSeq and is a predicted model, not a curated record.
AUGGUUGCUGAAGAAUUCCCUCAUUUUGGAGAAUACAAUAGUUUUCAAGCAUGUUCCCGGAUGUUCUCCAACCUAAACGCAUCCGGAACUCGGACCUCCAGCCAGGACCAAAGUGCAGAACCCACCCCAACCAGCCCACCAGCCGACACGGCCCCCAAAGAAGAACACCGACACCAAACCCACCCCAACCAGCCCACCAGCCGACACGGCCCCCAAAGAACACCGACCCCAACCAGCCCACCAGCCGACACGGCCCCCAAAGAAGAACAUCGUCAUCAAACCCACCCCAACCAGCCCACCAGCCGACACGGCCCCCAAAGAAGAACACCGACACCAAACCCACCCCAACCAGCCCACCAGCCGACACGGUCCCCAAAGAAGAACACCGACACCAAACCCACGCCAACCAGCCCACCAGCCGACACGGCCCCCAAAGAAGAACAUCGUCAUCAAACCCACCCCAACCAGCCCACCAGCCGACACGGCCCCCAAAGAAGAACACCGACACCAAACCCACCCCAACCAGCCCACCAGCCGUCACGGCCCCCAAAGAAGAACAUCGUCAUCAAACCCACCCCAACCAGCCCACCAGCCGACACGGCCCCCAAAGAAGAACAUCGUCAUCAAACCCACCCCAACCAGCCCACCAGCCGACACGGCCCCCAAAGAAGAACACCGACACCAAACCCACCCCAACCAGCCCACCAGCCGACACGGCCCCCAAAGAAGAACACCGACACCAAACCCACCCCAACCAGCCCACCAGCCGACACGGCCCCCAAAGAAGAACACCGACACCAAACCGACCCCAACCACCCCAACCAGCCCACCAGCCGACACGGCCCCCAAAGAAGAACACCGACACCAAACCCACCCCAACCAGCCCACCAGCCGACACGGCCCCCAAAGAAGAACACCGACACCAAACCCACCCCAACCAGCCCACCAGCCGACACGGCCCCCAAAGAAGAACAUCGUCAUCAAACCCACCCCAACCAGCCCACCAGCCGACACGGCCCCCAAAGAAGAACACCGACACCAAACCCACCCCAACCAGCCCACCAGCCGACACGGCCCCCAAAGAAGAACACCGACACCAAACCCACCCCAACCAGCCCACCAGCCGACACGGCCCCCAAAGAAGAACAUCGUCAUCAAACCCACCCCAACCAGCCCACCAGCCGACACGGCCCCCAAAGAAGAACACCGACACCAAACCCACCCCAACCAGCCCACCAGCCGACACGACCCCCAAAGAAGAACACCGACACCAAACCCCCAAAGAAGAACAUCGUCAUCAAACCCACCCCAACCAGCCCACCAGCCGACACGGCCCCCAAAGAAGAACACCGACACCAAACCCACCCCAACCAGCCCACCAGCCGACACGGCCCCCAAAGAAGAACAUCGUCAUCAAACCCACCCCAACCAGCCCACCAGCCGACACGGCCCCCAAAGAAGAACACCGACACCAAACCCACCCCAACCAGCCCACCAGCCGACACGACCCCAACCAGCCCACCAGCCGACACGGCCCCCAAAGAAGAACACCGUCAUCAAACCCACCCCAACCAGCCCACCAGCCGACACGGCCCCCAAAGAAGAACACCGACACCAAACCCACCCCAACCAGCCCACCAGCCGACACGGCCCCCAAAGAAGAACACCGACACCAAACCCACCCCAACCAGCCCACCAGCCGACACGGCCCCCAAAGAAGAACAUCGUCAUCAAACCCACCCCAACCAGCCCACCAGCCGACACGGCCCCCAAAGAAGAACACCGACACCAAACCCACCCCAACCAGCCCACCAGCCGACACGGCCCCCAAAGAAGAACACCGACAUCAAACCCACCCCAACCAGCCCACCAGCCGACACGGCCCCCAAAGAAGAACAUCGUCAUCAAACCCACCCCAACCAGCCCACCAGCCGACACGGCCCCCAAAGAAGAACACCGACACCAAACCCACCCCAUCCAGCCCACCAGCCGACACGACCCCCAAAGAAGAACACCGACACCAAACCCACCCCAACCAGCCCACCAGCCGACACGGCCCCCAAAGAAGAACAUCGUCAUCAAACCCACCCCAACCAGCCCACCAGCCGACACGGCCCCCAAAGAAGAACACCGACACCAAACCCACCCCAACCAGCCCACCAGCCGACACGGCCCCCAAAGAAGAACACCGACAUCAAACCCACCCCAACCAGCCCACCAGCCGACACGGCCCCCAAAGAAGAACACCGACACCAAACCCACCCCAACCAGCCCACCAGCCGACACGGCCCCCACAGAAGAACACCGACACCAAACCGACCCCAACCAGCCCCCAGCCGACACGGCCCCCAAAGAAGAACACCGACACCAAACCCACCCCUACCAGUCCACCAGCCGACACGACCCCCAAAGAAGAACACCGACACCAAACCCACCCCAACCAGCCCACCAGCCGACACGGCCCCCAAAGAAGAACACCGACACCAAACCCACCCCAACCAGCCCACACGGCCCCCAAAGAAGAACAUCGUCAUCAAACCCACCCCAACCAGCCCACCAGCCGACACGGCCCCCAAAGAAGAACACCGACACCAAACCCACCCCAACCAGCCCACCAGCCGACACGGCCCCCAAAGAAGAACAUCGUCAUCAAACCCACCCCAACCAGCCCACCAGCCGACACGGCCCCCAAAGAAGAACACCGACACCAAACCCACCCCAACCAGCCCACCAGCCGACACGGCCCCCAAAGAAGAACACCGACACCAAACCGACCCCAACCAGCCCACCAGCCGACACGGCCCCCAAAGAAGAACACCGACACCAAACCGACCCCAACCAGCCCACCAGCCGACACGGCCCCCAAAGAAGAACACUGACACCAAACCCACCCCAACCAGCCCAACAGCCGACACGGCCCGCAAAGAAGAACACCGACCCCAACCAGCCCACCAGCCCACUAGCCGACACGGCCCCCAACAACCGACACCAAACCCACCCCAACCAGCCCACCAGCCGACACGGCCCCCAAAGAAGAACACCGACACCAAACCCCAACCACCCCAACCAGCCCACCAGCCGACACGGCCCCCAAAGAAGAACAUCGACACCAAACCCACCCCAACCAGGGCACCAGCCGACAAGGCCCCCAAAGAAGAACACCGACACCAAACCGACCCCAACCAGCCCACCAGCCGACACGGCCCCCAAAGAAGAAUACCGACACCAAACCCACCCCAAGCAGCCCACCAGCCGACACGGCCCCCAAAGAAGAACCCCGACACCAAACCCACCCCAACCAGCCCACCAGCCGACACGGCCCCCAAAGAAGAACACCGACACCAAACCGACCCCAACCAGCCCCCAGCCGACACGGCCCCCAAAGAAGAACACCGACACCAAACCCACCCCUACCAGUCCACCAGCCGACACGGGCACCAGCCGACAAGGCCCCCAAAGAAGAACACCGACAUCAAACCCACCCCAACCAGGGCACCAGCCGACAAGGCCCCCAAAGAAGAACACCGACACCAAACCCACCCCUACCAGUCCACCAGCCGACACGGCCCCCAAAGAAGAACACCGACAUCAAACCCACCUCAACCAGGGCACCAGCCGACAAGGCCCCCAAAGAAGAACACCGACCUCAAACCCACCCCAACCAGGGCACCAGCCGACACUGCCCCCAAAGGAGAACACCGACAUCAAACCCACCCUAACCAGGGCACCCGCCGACAAGGCCCCCAAAGAAGAACACCGACACCAAACCCACCCCAACCAGCCCACCAGCCGACACGGCCCCCAAAGAAGAACACCGACACCAAACCGACCCCAACCAGCCCACCAGCCGACACGGCCCCCAAAGAAGAACACCGACACCAAACCCACCCCAACCAGCCCACCAGCCGACACGGCCCCCAAAGAAGAACACCGACACCAAACCCACCCCAACCAGCCCACCAGCCGACACGGCCCCCAAAGAAGAACACCGACACCAAACCCACCCCAACCAGCCCACCAGCCGACACGAACCCCAAAGAAGAACACCGACACCAAACCAACCCGAACCAGCCCACCAGCCGACACGGCCCCCAAAGAAGAACACUGACACCAAACCCACCCCAACCAGCCCAACAGCCGACACGGCCCGCAAAGAACACCGACCCCAACCAGCCCACCAGCCCCAGCCGACACGGCCCCCAACAACCGACACCAAACCCACCCCAACCAGCCCACCAGCCGACACGGCCCCCAAAGAAGAACACCGACACCAAACCGACCCCAACCACCCCAACCAGCCCACCAGCCGACACGGCCCCCAAAGAAGAACAUCGACACCAAACCCACCCCAACCAGGGCACCAGCCGACAAGGCCCCCAAAGAAGAACACCGACACCAAACCGACCCCAACCAGCCCACCAGCCGACACAGCCCCCAAAGAAGAACACCGACACCAAACCCACCCCAACCAGCCCACCAGCCGACACGGCCCCCACAGAAGAACACCGACACCAAACCGACCCCAACCAGCCCCCAGCCGACACGGCCCCCAAAGAAGAACACCGACACCAAACCCACCCCUACCAGUCCACCAGCCGACACGGCCCCCAAAGAAGAACACCGACAUCAAACCCACCUCAACCAGGGCACCAGCCGACAAGGCCCCCAAAGAAGAACACCGACCUCAAACCCACCCCAACCAGGGCACCAGCCGACACUGCCCCCAAAGGAGAACACCGACAUCAAACCCACCCUAACCAGGGCACCAGCCGACAAGGCCCCCAAAGAAGAACACCGACAUCAAACCCACCCCAACCAGGGCACCAGCCGACAAGGCCCCCAAAGAAGAACACCGACAGCAAACCCACCCCUACCAGUCCACCAGCCGACACGGCCCCCAAAGAAGAACACCGACAUCAAACCCACCUCAACCAGGGCACCAGCCGACAAGGCCCCCAAAGAAGAACACCGACACCAAACCGACCCCAACCAGCCCACCAGCCGACACGGCCCCCAAAGAAGAAUACCGACACCAAACCCACCCCACCCCAAAGAAGAACACCGACACCAAACCCACCCCAACCAGCCCACCAGCCGACAUGGCCCCCAAAGAAGAACACCGACACCAAACCGACCCCAACCAGCCCCCAGCCGACACGGCCCCCAAAGAAGAACACCGACACCAAACCCACCCCUACCAGUCCACCAGCCGACACGGCCCCCAAAGAAGAACACCGACAUCAAACCCACCUCACCCCCAAAGAAGAACACCGACCUCAAACCCACCCCAACCAGGGCACCAGCCGACAAGGCCCCCAAAGAAGAACACCGACACCAAACCCACCCCUACCAGUCCACCAGCCGACACGGCCCCCAAAGAAGAACACCGACAUCAAACCCACCUCAACCAGGGCACCAGCCGACAAGGCCCCCAAAGAAGAACACCGACCUCAAACCCACCCCAACCAGGGCACCAGCCGACACUGCCCCCAAAGGAGAACACCGACAUCAAACCCACCCAAACCAGGGCACCCGCCGACAAGGCCCCCAAAGAAGAACACCGACAUCAAACCCACCCCAACCAGGGCACCAGCCGACAAGGCCCCCAAAGAAAAACACCGACAUCAAACCCACCCCAACCAGGGCACCAGCCGACAAGGCCCCCAAAGAAGAACACCGACAUCAAACCCACCCCUACCAGGGCACCAGCCAACAAGGCCCCCAAAGAAAAACACCGACAUCAAACCCACCCCAACCAGGGCACCAGCCGACACUGCCCCCAAAGAAAAACACCGACAUCAAACCCACCUCAACCAGGGCACCAGCCGACAAGGCCCCCAAAGAAGAACACCGACCUCAAACCCACCCCAACCAGGGCACCAGCCGACAAGGCCCCCAAAGAAGAACACCGACACCAAACCCACCCCUACCAGUCCACCAGCCGACACGGCCCCCAAAGAAGAACACCGACAUCAAACCCACCUCAACCAGGGCACCAGCCGACAAGGCCCCCAAAGAAGAACACCGACCUCAAACCCACCCCAACCAGGGCACCAGCCGACACUGCCCCCAAAGGAGAACACCGACAUCAAACCCACCCUAACCAGGGCACCCGCCGACAAGGCCCCCAAAGAAGAACACCGACAUCAAACCCACCCCAACCAGGGCACCAGCCGACAAGGCCCCCAAAGAAAAACACCGACAUCAAACCCACCCCAACCAGGGCACCAGCCGACAAGGCCCCCAAAGAAGAACACCGACAUCAAACCCACCCCUACCAGGGCACCAGCCAACAAGGCCCCCAAAGAAAAACACCGACAUCAAACCCACCCCAACCAGGGCACCAGCCGACACUGCCCCCAAAGAAAAACACCGACAUCAAACCCACCCCAACCAGGGCACCAGAGCAGGCCCUACUUUUAG